GCAGCCCCGAGCGGGAGCAGCGCGGCCGGAGGCGGCGGUGAGCGGCGGCGGCCCGGCCCGCUGCGCUCCGAGGCGGCGGCUCCCGCGCUGCCCGUCCGUGCGGAGGCGGCCGCGCCGAGGGCGCCCUGCGGCGGGGGACGCGCUCCCCCGCGGCCCGGAGCGGCACACGCCGCUCGCCCCCACGGCUCGCUAGAUAACUUGUCUCUUGUUCGCCCCCGUUCCACUGUGGUAUGAUUCAUCAGAAGUAGAUUGUGACGUCUGCUGGGAGUUUUUGCUGAAGCUGCAUGUGUCUGCUUUCUCAGGAAUUUGGAUAGCUGCUGCUUCUUUGAAGACAGAUUACCUGUGUCCUUCAAAUGCCUGUGAUAUUUUCAAGAGGAACCAUUUUUCUGCUUAAAAGAAACAUAAGCGAUUCAAUUACACCUCUGACAUUUUGGAGCAUGAGUGAUGUUAAAACUAUUUGAAUGUAUUGGAGCAUGGCUGCCUCUUAAAAUGCAGAAGUUAAAGGAAAUUAUUGCUUAUCAAAACCUACUGAAUAUCUGAAUUUUCUGGACAUUCGGCAUUUAACUGCGUCCUUAAAUGUCCAUGAUUAGGAUCUCAUGCAACCAUUGUAUGUUUUGGAGACUAUUCUCCGGAAGAGAACUGUGCAUUUAAAAAGCAGAAAUGACUGUGGGUUUUUUUGGAACUUACUGAGGUUGAGCAUACUGAAAGACCAUGACCAGCUUGAAGCGGUCCCAGACCGAAAGGGCUGUUGCCACUGGGGUAUCAGUCGGAACAGAUGGCACCUCAAAAGUCCACUCGGAUGACUUCUACAUGAGGCGCUUUCGGUCACAGAAUGGCAGCUUAGGAUCUGCAGUCAUGGCGCCAGUUGGACCUCCUCGCAAUGAGAGUUCCCAUCAUGUUACCUCUACCCCUGGAGUCCCUAAAAUGGGAGUCAGGGCAAGGAUUGCCGAUUGGCCCCCAAGGAAGGAGAACAUCAAGGAGACAAGCAGAUCUAGUCAAGAUAUUGACACGUCAAGUUGCCUUGACAGCAUGUCUUCUAAAAGCAGUCCUGGGAGUCAGGGAAGUUCUGUUAACCUGAAUGCUAGUGAUUCGGUCAUGUUAAAGAGCAUCCAGAGCACACUUAAAAACAAGACCAGACAAUCUGAGAAUCUAGACUCCAGGUUUCUUACACCCGAUGGCUACCCCAGUUCCCCAAGGAAAGCCCUUCGCAGAAUACGACAGCGCAGCAACAGCGACAUCACCAUAAGUGAGCUUGAUGUGGAUAGUUUUGAUGAAUGUAUUUCACCCACAUUUAAAUCUGGACCAUCUCUGCACAGAGAGUAUGGCAGCACAUCUUCCAUAGAUAAGCAGGGAACUUCAGGGGAAAGUUUUUUUGACUUAUUGAAGGGCUAUAAAGAUGAAAAAUCUGAUCAGAGAAGCCCAGGCUCAACUAAACUCGGUGAGCUUCUGAUUGCCAGUGGGAGCAAGGGUUCAGGAUUCUCUCUAGAUGUGAUAGAUGGUCCUAUUACUCAAAGGGAAAACCUGAGACUCUUUAAGGAAAGGGAGAAGCCACUCAAGAGACGCUCAAAAUCGGAGACAGGAGAUUCAUCUAUUUUUCGUAAGCUGCGUAAUGCCAAAGGUGAAGGGGAACUUGGGAAGUCUUCAGAUCUUGAAGAUAACAGGUCAGAAGAUAGCAUUAAGCCUUGGACUUGUCCGAAGUGUUUUGCUCAUUAUGAUGUACAGAGUAUUUUAUUUGAUUUAAAUGAAGCAGCAAUCAACAGGCAUAAUGUUAUUAAAAGAAGGAACACAACGACAGGUGCAUCUGCUGCUGCUGUAGCAUCACUUGUCUCUGGACCCUUGUCCCAUUCUGCAAGUUUCAAUUCUCCAAUGGGCAGCACUGAAGACCUGAAUUCAAAAGGAAGUCUUAAUAUGGACCAGGGGGACGAUAAAAGCAAUGAACUCGUGAUGAGUUGUCCUUAUUUUCGUAAUGAGAUUGGCGGGGAAGGGGAAAGGAAGAUCAGCCUUUCCAAAUCUAAUUCAGGUUCCUUCAGUGGGUGUGAAAGUGCCUCAUUUGAGUCCACUCUGAGUUCUCAUUGCACAAAUGCUGGAGUUGCAGUUCUGGAAGUUCCCAAGGAGAAUCUGAUUUUACAUCUAGACAGAGUGAAAAGAUACAUCGUUGAACAUGUAGACCUUGGUGCAUAUUAUUAUCGAAAAUUCUUCUACCAGAAAGAACACUGGAACUAUUUUGGGGCAGAUGAGAACCUGGGUCCAGUAGCUGUGAGUAUAAGAAGAGAGAAGCCAGAGGAAAUCAAAGAAAAUGGACCUCAGUACAACUACCGGAUCAUAUUCAGAACUAGUGAGCUCAUGACAUUAAGAGGCUCUGUGUUGGAAGAUGCUAUCCCUUCUACUGCAAAGCAUUGCACAGCGAGGGGACUUCCCCUAAAAGAAGUGCUGGAGUAUGUGGUUCCAGAGCUGAAUAUCCAUUGCUUAAGGCUGGCCUUCAACACUCCAAAAGUCACAGAACAGCUUAUGAAGCUUGAUGAGCAAGGGUUAAGUUACCAACUUAAGGUGGGUAUCAUGUACUGUAAAGCUGGGCAAAGCACAGAAGAGGAAAUGUAUAAUAAUGAAUCAGCAGGUCCAGCCUUUGAGGAGUUUCUUCAGCUCUUGGGAGAGCGAGUUCGACUCAAGGGAUUUGACAAGUACCGUGCUCAGCUGGAUACAAAAACUGAUUCAACAGGUACUCAUUCUCUGUACACAACAUACAAGGACUAUGAAAUCAUGUUCCACGUUUCUACUAUGUUGCCAUAUACUCCAAACAACAAGCAACAGCUUCUGAGAAAACGACAUAUUGGAAAUGAUAUUGUGACAAUAGUUUUCCAGGAGCCUGGAGCACAACCAUUCAGCCCAAAGAACAUCCGCUCCCACUUCCAGCACGUCUUUGUCAUUGUGAGGGUGCACGGUCCCUGCACUGACAGCGUUUGUUACAGUGUUGCUGUGACAAGAUCCAGAGAUGUACCAUCCUUUGGCCCACCUAUUCCAAAAGGUGUGACGUUUCCUAAAUCAAAUGUGUUCAGGGACUUCCUACUAGCUAAAGUCAUUAAUGCAGAGAAUGCUGCUCAUAAAUCAGAAAAGUUCCGUGCGAUGGCCACCAGGACCCGGCAGGAGUACUUGAAAGACUUGGCAGAGAAGAAUGUCACCAACACACCCAUUGACCCUUCUGGCAAGUUCCCCUUCAUCUCACUUGCUUCAAAAAAGAAGGAAAAGUCCAAACCUUAUCCGGGAGCAGAGAUCUAUAGUUCUGGUGCUAUUGUCUGGAGUGUCCAUGCAAAAGACUACAGCAAGGGUAUGGAAAUAGACUGUCUCCUAGGCAUCUCUAAUGAGUUUGUAGUCCUCAUUGAACAGGACACAAAAAGUGUGGUGUUCAAUUGCUCCUGUCGAGAUGUGAUAGGGUGGACUUCAACAGACACAAAUAUCAAAAUAUUCUAUGAGAGAGGUGAAUGUGUUUCUUUGGAGAGCUUCAUCAGCAACAUUGAUGACAUCAAAGAGAUCGUCAAAAGGCUGGAGCUUGUGACCAAGGGCUGUGAAACCGUGGAGAUGACUCUGCGCAGGAAUGGCCUGGGCCAGCUGGGUUUCCACGUGAACUACGAGGGCAUCGUGGCAGACGUGGAGCCCUACGGGUACGCGUGGCAGGCGGGGCUGCGCCAGGGCAGCCGCCUGGUGGAGAUCUGCAAGGUGGCCGUGGCCACCCUGAGCCACGAGCAAAUGAUCGACCUGCUCAGGACAUCAGUUACCGUCAAGGUCGUCAUUGUCCCUCCCUACGAGGACUGCACGCCACGCAGGAGUUCUUCAGAAAACUACCGUAUGCCAGUGAUGGAGUACAAAGUGAAUGAAGGAAUGUCGUAUGAAUUCAAAUUUCCCUUCAGAAAUAAUAACAAAUGGCAGCGAAAUGCAGGCAAAGGGCAGGGACCUCAUGUGGCUCAGGUGCCAUCUCAAAUCCAAAGCCCAGUACCAUCUAGGAUUAGCUCUGGCAAAGGAGAAGGAAAAAUGGCACCCCCAGAACGAGCCAACAUUCCCCGAAGCAUCUCUAGUGAUGGGCGCCCGUUGGAGAGCCGGAGGCUGUCCCCUGGCUCCGAUGUCUACGUCACCGUCUCCUCCAUCGCCUUAGCGAGGUCGCAGCAGUGCCGGAACUCUCCAAGCAACUUGUCCUCCUCGAGUGACACCGGCUCUACUGGAGGCACGUACAGACAAAAAUCUAUGCCAGAAGGGUUUGGAAUUAGCCGCAGAUCCCCCGCUUCCAUUGACAGGCAGAACACGCAGUCGGACACGGGCGGCAGCGGCAAGUCCACGCCCAGCUGGCAGAGGAGCGAGGACAGCAUCGCUGACCAGCUGGAGCCAACGUGCCAUCUCCCAGCAGUCUCAAAAGUAUUGCCAUCCUUCCGAGAGAGCCCCAGUGGAAGACUGAUGAGACAGGAUCCCGUGGUACACUUGUCUCCAAAUAAGCAGGGUCAUUCUGACAGCCACUAUUCCAGCCAUUCCAGCAGCAAUACUCUCUCCAGCAAUGCCUCCAGUGCUCACAGCGAUGAGAAGUGGUAUGACAGCGGAGAGCGCACGGAGUCGGAGCUGAACAGCUACAACUACAUUCAGGGGACGUCAGCGGACAGCGGCAUAGACACCACUUCCUACGGACCCAGCCACGGCAGCACCGCCUCCCUGGGCGCUGCCACGUCGCCCCGCACAGGGCUCACCAAGGAGAAGGUGGCCCCGCUGUGGCACAGCUCCAGCGAAGUGGUCUCCAUUGCAGACAGGACAUUAGAAAAGGACAGCCACAUGGACCGGAAAGCGGAAUCUUCGCUCAGCCUGGAUAUUCACAGCAAGAAUCAGCCAGCCUCCAACCCUCUCACAAGGGAGAACAGUGCUUACAGUUUAAGUGAUGCUGUCUCACAUACAAGUACCAUGAGCUCACGACACUCUGCCAGCCCUGUUGUUUUCACCAGUGCCAGAAGCUCACCUAAAGAAGAGCUUCAUUCUGCUACUUCUCCCCAGCUCGCACCUUCUUUCUCCUCCUCCUCUUCCUCCUCGUCUGGUCCUAGGACUUUCUACCCUCGCCAGGGUGCUACUAGCAAGUAUCUGAUUGGAUGGAAAAAGCCAGAAGGGACAAUAAACUCAGUGGGCUUUAUGGAUUCAAGAAAACGUCACCAGAGCGAUGGCAAUGAAAUGGCCCACCCUCGGCUGCGGGCGUCGGCAAGAGACCUGCGGGCGUCCCCAAAACGAGCGUCCAAGUCCACUGUUGAAGAAGAGCUGAAGAAAUUGAUAGAUCUCGAUAGCCCAACACCUGAAUCCCAGAAGAAUUUUAAGUCACACACUCUGUCCUGUCAGUCUCCCUUUCCCAGCACUCCUACCACAAGGCGUGCCUUGCAAAGGACUUUGUCAGAUGAGAGUAUUUACAGUGGUCAAAGGGACCACUUCUUCACCUCACGGGCCUCGCUCUUGGACCAAGCCAUGCCAAACGAUGUUCUCUUCACCAGCACCUACCCUUCUCUCCCAAAGUCGCUGCCGUUACGGAGACCAUCCUAUACUUUGGGAAUGAAAUCGCUACAUGGAGAGUUUUCUGCCUCAGACAGCUCCCUCACAGAUAUCCAGGAGCAAAGACGGCAGCCCAUGCCAGACCCUGGUCUUAUGCCAUUGCCUGAUUCUGCCUCUGAUCUGGACUGGUCAAAUUUGGUAGAUGCUGCCAAAGCUUUUGAAGUUCAGCGAGCUUCAUUCUUUGCUGCUGCUGAUGAAAAUCACAGACCUGUGAGUGCUGCUUCCAGCAGUGAUCAGGCCGAGGACCAGCUUACUGCACAGAUAAAGCCUUAUACAGGUAAGGAAUCUCCUCCAACUCUUGCCUCUAAAGUGGACCAACUGGAAGGUUUGCUGAAGAUGCUGCAAGAAGAUUUAAGGAAGGAAAAAGAGGACAAGGCCAGCCUUCAGGCUGAAGUGCAACAUUUGCGGGAAGACAACUUGAGGUUACAGGAGGAAUCCCAGAAUGCAACUGAAAAGCUGAAGAAAUUCACCGAAUGGGUUUUCAACACAAUUGAUAUGAACUGAGAACGGUGUAUGGGGAAGGAAACUAUCUGUUAUGAAUAUUAUUACUGGGACUUAAGCUUUAAUGCCACCUUAAUUAUGACAUGUGAAAGUAUAGUCAGAGCAAUUCCCUGUUCUUCAUCCUCCAAUAACCCUUUUUUGCAUCUCUGCGCGCACUCAGAACAAUUGCAGAUCAACAAUCAAUGUCUGCCUUUUGUAGAAAAAACAAAGUAAAUAAUUUUAAAAAGGUAAAAUAAAAAAAUAAAAGUUUAACUGCUAAAA
This is a messenger RNA of Onychostruthus taczanowskii (white-rumped snowfinch), 6324 nucleotides long. It is a transcript of the gene SIPA1L1, whose product is annotated as signal induced proliferation associated 1 like 1. The record is from RefSeq and is a predicted model, not a curated record. Gene Ontology annotation, molecular function: GTPase activator activity; protein binding. Gene Ontology annotation, cellular component: cytoplasm. The transcript is spliced from 23 exons. Gene Ontology annotation, biological process: regulation of small GTPase mediated signal transduction; activation of GTPase activity. The coding region runs from base 712 to 6066 and encodes 1784 amino acids. NCBI's taxonomy places the organism in Eukaryota, Metazoa, Chordata, Aves, Passeriformes, Passeridae.